Tachysurus fulvidraco (yellow catfish) is the source of this 3063-nucleotide messenger RNA. It is a transcript of the gene matn3a, whose product is annotated as matrilin 3a. The transcript has 10 exons. Gene Ontology annotation, molecular function: calcium ion binding. NCBI's taxonomy places the organism in Eukaryota, Metazoa, Chordata, Actinopteri, Siluriformes, Bagridae. Bases 545 to 2179 code for a protein of 544 amino acids. The record is from RefSeq and is a predicted model, not a curated record.
UUAUAAUAAAGUUUCGUAUUUUUUAUUGUAAUUGUAGCUAAAUAUUGCAAGUAACCCAAAAUGUGAAUUUGUAAAAAGUUCAUCAGAAAGGUUUAUCAGACGUUUACUACUAAGCUAAUUUGCAUAUGAAAAUAUGCUAAUUUGUAGCAGCAUUGCCAGAGGUUUACCACAAAUAGUUUAACAUGAUACUGCAAUUCUUGUAAGUUUUAAUUGGAUUUAGUAAAUUAAGUAAGUAAGUUGUUUUAUCUACCCGACAACAUCACAUGAAGGAUUCUCAAAACUAGAGAGAAGAUGAUUUAAAAAAAAAAAACUCAGAAUUUUUCCAGGCAUGUUAUUUUUUUUUCUGCUAUAAAAUCAUUAAGGCGGUCAGAACUGAUCACAUAUCAUUUAGUAACCACCCCUUAAUAUUCGGAUUGGACAGGAAUUGUACACGUUUUCAUUCCAGGCUCUUCAAAUAGCACGUGGCCACAAGCGCUUUGGUGUCAGUCGGCCGUAGAGACAGAACAAGAAGCUUCACAAGAAGUGUUUCGUGCUCCUCAGCACAAUGAAGUCCUUCAUCGCAGUUUUACUCUCUUGCCUUUCAUUUCUCCUGGUGGAUAUUUCUGACUGUUUCAAUGUUAUUUAUCCAUCACAGUUUUUAGCUCAAAGUUAUGCACAAAGAAGAAACGAUGCAAGUCCAUCCAAGUCCAGGCUCCCACCGAGGACGCUCAAUCCAGCAGCUACGGAUUCUCACUGUAGGAGCCGCCCGCUGGACCUCGUCUUUAUCAUAGACAGCUCUCGCAGUGUGCGUCCAGGUGAGUUUGAGAAGGUUAAGGUCUUCCUUGCGGACAUGGUGGACACUCUGGACAUCGGUGUCGAUGCCACUCGGGUGGCCGUGGUGAACUAUGCCAGCACUGUAAAAAUCGAGUUCCUGCUCAAAGACCAUCUGAAAAAGGAAAGCAUGAAGCAAGCGCUCAGCAUCAUCGAACCCUUGGCUGCAGGGACCAUGACCGGUCUGGCCAUCAAGAAAGCCAUGGAGGAGGCCUUCACCGAGCAAUCGGGGGCGCGGCCAAAAUCGCAGAAGAUCGCAAAGGUGGCUAUCAUUGUAACAGACGGCCGCCCACAGGAUCAGGUGGAAGAGGUGUCCGCUGCAGCCCGAGCCUCAGGAAUUGAGAUCUACGCCGUGGGGGUGGAUCGAGCCGACAUGCGCUCGCUCAAGCUCAUGGCCAGCAAUCCACUGGAAGAUCACGUGUUCUACGUGGAGACCUAUGGCGUCAUCGAGAAGCUCACCUCCAAGUUCAGGGAGACUCUGUGUGGUGUAUCCCCAUGCAAAAUGGGACACAGCUGUCAACACAUCUGUGUUGGAAGCGGCAUGUCCUAUUACUGCAAGUGUCGUCCUGGUUAUGUCUUAAACGAAGACAAGAGAACGUGUUCUGUCAGCAGGGACGAUGGCCGUGAUGGUGCAGGCAAUGGACAUAAUGAUGCCAACAGCGAAGGUGAAAGUAGCACCAGUGUCGAUGCUUGUGCACUUGGUCAUGACUGUCAGCACACUUGUGUGAGCAGUGGCUCCUCCUAUUACUGCACCUGCCCCUCUGGCUUUGUCUUGACGCAGGACAAGAAAUCUUGUUUCAAGGCCAGUGUUGGUGAUGAUGGUGAUGAUGGUGAUGAUGAUGAUGGUAAUACCAGUCUGGACCAGUGUGGAAUGGGACAUGACUGUCAGCACAUUUGUGUCAGCAGUGAUGGCUCCUAUCAGUGUGAAUGCGGGAGGGGCUAUGUCUUGAAUGAAGACAAGAAAACUUGCUCACGUCUGGACCAGUGUGGGAUGGGACAUGACUGUGAGCAAAUUUGUGUCAGCGGUGCUGACACCUAUCACUGUGAAUGUCAGAAGGGCUUUGUCUUGAAUGCAGACAAGAAAACUUGUUCACGUCUGGACCAAUGUGGGAUGCGACAUGACUGUGAACACAUUUGUGUCAGCAGUGAUGGAUUCUAUCACUGUGAAUGCCGAAGAGGUUUUGUCUUGAAUGCAGACAAGAAAACUUGUUCAAAGAUGAAGGUGGAAGUCGUUCAGGAUCCGUGUCACUGUGAGGCCAGACUGGCUUUCCAAAGACAGACACACAACUCCAUCCAGGCCCUCAAUGGCAAACUAGCAGACAUCACCAGGAAAGUAGAGCAAAUGGAAGGGAUGCUGUCUCACAAGUGAUCGUUCCUUAGAAAAGCCGCAUUACGGACCACACCGGAACCUCCAGCACAACAACCUCCUGAGCUUCAAUACCUCAAGACACCUGGAACAUAACGAGCUAAUGUUCCGAACGUGUUUCGUUUACUGUUGACUUGUGUGUCACUGGUUCAUAACCAAUAAUACUAUCAAAAAAAUAACAAGCUGAUCUAAUUACAUGCAGAUUAGUGCAAAUGUUUUUGCACCUUUCAUGGUUCCUAGGCAACAAAACGAUCGGAAAUGCAAUCGCGGUUUUUUUUUUUUAGCCUUAAAUAUAAUAUAUUUACAUUUGUACUAUUUAAUGGCAGUUUAUUUUAUGUUACGAAUGUACUAAUGAUAGAGAUGUAACUAGAUGAUUUACAUAUAUUUUAACUUUUUUAAAAUUGUAUCAUCGUACCGUAGCAUGACUGUAUAAACGUUAUACACGAAAAUAAAUGAACGAACCCAUUUCAAAUCUUAAGCCUAAGCUGUUAAAUGUUUCCUAUUCGCCGGUUGAGCAGUGAAACGAGCUACAUACGGGAACGAGAGCUCCAAAAAUCCGACUGAUACUUUUGUGAGACAUCUUUUAAGUAAACAUCCUGUAAUUUAAGUACACCCUGUAAUUUAAGUUACACAUUUUAUUAUUGUUGUGCAGGGGCUCCUGCUGAGUUUGAGUUUGGAGAAGCAUGAAGAGCAUUGGAGAAGCAUGAAGAGCAAGAGUGGAGUCUGCACCGGUACCUUAUCGUUUAAGCAUGGGGUAAUAGCAGGUGCGGGGGGAGGUGAGGAGAAUGGUUCACUAUGAAUAAACUAUACAAAAGCUGUUAGAAGCGAGAGUCACUAUAAUGUUUGAGCAUGGGGUAAUGUUUAAGCAUGGGGUAAUAGCAGGUGCG